AUGCAGGCGAUUCGCAGCAUGUUCACGGGCUCCAAACGCCACACCAAGGUGCAUGCUGUCUUGUGCGUAGCUCGCUAUGGGAGCGUGCACUCAAGAGCUCUCCAUAAGCAGAGACUUCAAACACACAAUCAACUCAUCUAUGCCAUCAUGGAGUUGCCAAGGACGCUGGAGGUUUUGGCUACAAUGGGCCCGGAAGAGCUCAACAUUGUGUUGCAAGCACUGCAUCAAAGGCUCUCAAGUGGCUUGCAACAGUCACCUUCGAUCGAUUUCAAACUUAAGCGCAAGGUAAACCAUGCUGACGGACUUGUGGAACGACUUCAAUCAUUUACGGGUCCGGAUAAGGAGACCAGAAACAUCCUUGCCACCAAUUUCGAUCGAUGGAUGCAGAACACACGGGACUUUUGGAAUACGCUGGAUGAGCAUACAAACACAGGCCUCAGCGCAGAAGCUCAAGUUGUACAACUGUACAUUCGUGCUCGUGGCGAUGACGCGUAG
Messenger RNA from Recurvomyces mirabilis, 495 nucleotides. RefSeq lists its product as uncharacterized. NCBI's taxonomy places the organism in Eukaryota, Fungi, Ascomycota, Dothideomycetes, Mycosphaerellales, Teratosphaeriaceae. The transcript is spliced from 2 exons. The coding region runs from base 1 to 495 and encodes 164 amino acids. The record is from RefSeq and is a predicted model, not a curated record.